This is a messenger RNA of Varroa destructor (honeybee mite), 6523 nucleotides long. RefSeq lists its product as uncharacterized. The record is from RefSeq and is a predicted model, not a curated record. Gene Ontology annotation, cellular component: elongin complex; nucleus. Gene Ontology annotation, biological process: transcription elongation by RNA polymerase II. NCBI's taxonomy places the organism in Eukaryota, Metazoa, Arthropoda, Arachnida, Mesostigmata, Varroidae.
UUGUUGUUGUUGUUACGGGUUUGGCGUUCGGUGCUAUCAUCGUUGCCACCUGGUCCGGACUAAGAUAGCUAGCUGUCGUAUGAGAAUUCAUUCCACCAGAUGACGUGAUAUUAGCUUAAAGAGGCCACCUGGAGUUUCCAGUUCUCCACGCUGCCGCUUGGAAUCUUUAUGCUUAAGGCAGAUCAAGCUGCCGUAUAACCCGCAGAGCGAACAGCGUAGAGCAAGACCAUUCUCUCUUCCAAGACCAACCCGUUACUUGCCCUUUGGUCAGCUUAGUUCGAUGGCCAAUAUUAUUAGGUCCCAUUAAUCAACGGUAACUACACCGUUCCGGAGCAGCGAGAGACGACUGAUCGAAUUUGCCAAUAUCGUCGACAGCAACAAUAUGUCAAUACUGGAGAAAAUCAAACAGUAUUGCCGCCGGCUUGAAAAGCAUUCAGACGACAAACUAGUAAUAAAGGAAACACUGAACAAACUCAACAAGAUGGAAGUGACCGUUGAUAUCUUGCAGGAAACUGGGAUCGGUAAAAUAGUGAGCUGCAUCAAGAAACGUAAUGACUCUGCCGGUGUUAUGGCAACUGACCUAAUCCGAAAAUGGAGAAAAGUUGUUGAUCGCGAGGCCGAAAUGGAAAAUCCACCAGCCGUAGAUGAGCCUGAACCCUAUGAACCGAUGCCGGUUGAUGAUGUAAAAUUCAGGAAGCUAGCUUAUGAAGGUGUUAGAAAUCAACAAGAUCAGAGACUUGAAAAAAUUAAAGAGGAGAAACGUGGCAGUCACGCGAUUCAAUCAGAUAGAAGAGAACUUGAAUCCAAAUCUUCAUCUUCAUCAAAUAAGUUACCGAGUAGCAAACACAAUAAAUUUUCGAGUGGUAAAGCACCCGAACCUGAACUUUUUUCGGAUGCUGCAGUUGUGAUUAAGAAGGAACUAAAGGACGAGUCCUCUCAUCGGCACCCGAAGGACUCUAGCAGUAAACACAGCGGCAGUCGCAAAGAAGAUCGAAAGCAUCACCAUAGUCAUCACAGUAAUCAUAACGAAAAAGAAGAGCGACGAAGUAGCCACAAAAGUGAACAGCGAAAUCAUCAUAAAGACAAGUCGAAGUCUGAUUAUAGCAGAUCAGCUGAAACGUCAUCCAAAUAUGCCAAAGAAAUUAAACGUGAAAAAGAUGUGUCCCUUGAAACAGCUCCGAAAAUAAAGAGCGAAAAGCGUCCUGAGACACACCGAGCUGAGGCAUCUAAGGUGUCAAAGUCGUCUGGCUCAAUAGGUGACAAUAGUAGUGUGCAAAUCAAGCAAGAAAGCAGCAGUUCUAAAGAGAAGGAGCGCCGAGAUCGAAAACGGAAAGCUCCAGAGGGUACGAACGAUCUCGAAGAAGAACCAGAUGGAAUGAAUGCAGCGAACUUUGGUUCGUUCGAGGACUGCCUUGGCAGCAUUGACCCGAAGAAGCACCGGAAAAAAAAGAAGCUAAGUGGCGCCAAAUUAAGCGCUGCGGUCUCGCCCAAAAUGACGGUAACCUCGUCUACCCUUAAUGGCUCAAUUAACAAGCCUAAGGGUCCCAGGCUACCUGAUUUGUUGGACGUGAAAAAAGCGACGGAAGCACAAAAUCUGCUUCCAAUGUCGCAGCUUGUUACUGAUUAUAAGCCUCUUCCGCGUAUGGAGCCAAAAUCGUCCGCGUGUACUUCGUCCUCUGGUGCCAAAGUGAAUGCUUCUAAUAGAGUGAUGACUAAUGAAGAAGCGGUCCUCUUCACAACAUCACGCAAGGAUCGCACGGCCGUCUACUCAGGUCGCAAACAGCACACGCUUACAUCCGUACCUACGCUGUACGAGGCGUGUGUUCGGGUGCUUACAGAACACGUAGACUUGAUCGAUGAGACAGGGGGAGUGCCGUUCGAUAUAAUGCGCCCAAUUAUGGAGAGAUGCAGCUGGCAACAAUUGGAGCGUCUUGAGUACUAUAAUCCUUAUCUAACCGAGGAUUCAGAUCCGCUUUGGGAGAUACACGUUAAACGGGACUUCCGUGGAAAAACGCCCGCUAAGGGCGAGGAGACAUGGCGAGAGCUGCAUAUGCGCUGUCGUGACGAACGUGAGCAAAAACUCCAGGUGUUGAAAGAAUCAAUUAGCAAGUCAAUGAAGGAAAAACAGGACCCCGUUCGAAAAACGAAACUGGCCUAUGUCGACACCAUGGCGAAACCUCCUCGGAACGUUCAGCGGGCCCAGCUAAAACAUGGUACCCACCUUGCUAACAAAAGCCAGCCCUCGCAAAGUCGAAGUAUUGCUGCGACGGCUAGUACUUCCUCGGCCGUCGAGCCUGUACGAGCGCCCACUGUCGCCGCCAAGAAACCUAAUAAGCCUGCACCGCUAAUGGCAAAAACGUUGUCAUUCUUGAAAAUGCGAAAGACGACAGGCUACGGUUUUGCGUCCCGGUAGUCAGUAAAAUACUAACGUUAAUCUGAAUCAUUGAGAGAGCGGUAAAACAACAAAAACAACAACUGUAAUGUCUACUCCGACAUAAGCAGAAAGCAUGAAUAGAACUAGACCGGAUGGGAGAUCUCUCCAAUAAGUGAAUGAUCUGUGCGUUUCAGAGAUAUCUAUAUAUCUAGCUACAGAUAUGUUAGCAUUAGUAUAGCAAAUCUCUGGGCGUUUAUGGGACACACAGGAUAAGUCAUUUAUUUUAAUUUUUCCCAUUUUCAGAAUUUCUAAAUGAUAAACAGAGGCGAAGGAGACAUCAAAGGGCGGUGUUAAAAAAGAAAAAGUAACAGCAAAGAAUAGCGAAUCAGUCAAAUAGAAUAAACUAGUAACGAUAAAUAAUAUAGAAAUGACAUAUGCCAAGUUGAGGGAAUAGCUACUGUGGUGCCGGUACGAGCCGAGCAAAAAAAUAGGCUACUUAAUCCAAAAAAAAACAAAUAUAGAACAGACAAACGAGAUAAAAUACAUUAUAUAUGAAACUUCCAAUGAUUAUUGAAUGCAUGCUGCAAUGGAAUAAAACUUGUGUCCGCUUAAAACCAACCUACAGUCACAGACACAUACCCGACAGAUUUCCAAACUAGUUAGUUUUAUCAUAAUGCGGCUAGUUAUUACUCAUUUCUGAAAAAUGUGCGCCACCUGCACUUUAUAAUCUGUAUAUAAUUUUCAAUAUUAUCAAAACAUACAAUAAAUAGCACAAACUACAGUAAAAUGCCAAGAAUUUCAACUAAGUGUUAGCCGCGUUGCAUCCGUUUGUUUCCUUUUGACAUUUGUGAAAAAUUGAUGUGAAUACCCAAGUUUGUUAAGAUUACAUGCAUCAUUGAUCGAUUCGCUUUGUAAGGUAAAUCGGCUAUUAAAUACGUUACUGAAUUUAGCGUAACAGAAAAAUUUGUUAAUUGAAUGUUUAACAGAUGCCUCAAAUCUCUAUCUAUCCACAAAUAUCAAUUCACCGUGAUCUCGAGCUCUUUUUUUGUUUUUGUUUAGCUAAGUAGAGGACCCGAUACUACUAGUCAGCUCAAAAAUCUAGAACAGAAUACGCGGGUCUAGCGGAUAACGCUUGCAUAGAGCUACGAAUAGAGGCGGGUUCUCGUGCCUUUUUACCAGGACGUGUGCUAAUGUGCGUUUUAUUAUAUUGGAUUUUGUCCGAAGGCAUACGGUCAGAGUGUGUCAUGCCCUCUACACGACAAGAAAUCGCCAGGUUGGUCUAUGCAAUACUGUAGACGACGCAUGUCACGUCUAAUAGUACUUUCAUAGUCCCUCGGAAUAGAUAAAAAAAAAUACAUACAAACUGUACGCACAAUAUAACGAUAUCGGUUGAGUUGUAUCUAUGCCUAAGAUUCUGCUCGGGGGAAAAAGUCUCCAAAAAAGACGUAUUUCUAAAAAAAAAUGGAGAAUGGCAGAUAUGACUAUAGCAGGCUCCAAAAUUUAUAGUAGCUGACUAUCUCAUCAAUAGACAAACCUCUUUUUAUAUUGGAAUACGUUGAGAAAAAAUAUCUAGGCAUAGUAAAUUAAAGUCGAUCUUACAGCAGCAGUAACUAAAAGUGCCGUUGUUAACCGGCGCUGUAGGAAACGUUGGUCACUAUAUGAAAACUUUGUCGUCCACUGUGGGCAAUUUAACUUUUCUGUUAACUUACUGUUGCAGCAAACGAGAACAUCUGAAUACAGUAUUUGAUAUUCUCUUCUAGCAAGAGACUGUUGAUGAACUCUACACUAAAAGACGUCAAAACGCUGCGAGCGACGACCGGUACCCCUUUGACUGACUUUGAUCCCUUAACGUUGUCGGAAAUGUUACAACGAGAGGUUAUUAUUGUCAUUCGAAAUUGACAUUAAAGUAGUUCUUCUUGGCAAAUAUGCGGUGAAAUUUAGACCCAACUUACACAAGCCUACUGCUUUGAAUCACACUCGAGGGCACGAUUCGGUGUGUCAAUUACGAAUUUCGAGAAGUAGAUAAGCUGGCACCGUACUAAUGACACUUAAGAACUGCUUUGCUUGCUUUUUUUCCCAGUUAAUUUCUAAUUGUUUUAACAUGCUAAUAAAUUGUUACUUUUUUUAAAACUACCACACGCUGAACACGCAUUUUGUAACUCCUGGCCAUUGAAAAUUGAGUUGAUUGGAAAUGCUGCCAUCUUUGUGUUAUACAUCGAAGUUUUUGUUGAAAUACCAUUUAUCCUUCUAGAUUAAUAUCAGGCUGAUUAUCAGAAGUGCUAGUUUAUACCAGUUAGUUGGAAGCGGACGUGAUUGUUACGUGCCUAUUGAUGUCUAACAUUUUAUAUCUUCGAGCGAAGUGACUGGGUUAUUUUAAAAAGGUUGUACAAUAUCCGCACAUGUGCGAAUUGCGAUCAAUGACUGACUUUCGGUAAUCUAAAUAAACUGAGAUUUGAGAUCAAUUAUGGUAUAGGCAUAUUGGAAUUGUCUAAUUAAAAUGAUUUAUCAGAAAUAGAAUAAGAAGACAGUCAGUAUUUGGUGCCGGAGUGGUUAAGAUUGCCCGAUCGAACUGAAAAGCCAUUCAUCUACAACUUCAAAAGUCGUUUCUCGUUACGUGUAAGCGUUUCAGUUGUUCCUCACUCAGGCUUAUUAAUUGGAGACUGUUGGUCUUAAACGACAGAGUAUCGUUGUCAUAUAGUUUACUUGCUCUUAGUGAAUCAUCCUCAUCAAAACUGUAAAUAAUCGUUGUCCCUGUAUAUAGGGUGCAAAUAAUUAAACGAAUAAAAUUGUGUUGGAAAUAAGCCGAUGCUUCAAAAGACGUGUUGUUAUUUUGAACAGUAAAAAUAUAAGUGAACGUUAAAAGUAUCCAUGCUUAUUAUAUUUACGUGGAGACAAGUGGUGUGGCUUGCAUAAAAGCAAACUCAGUCUAAUUUUUCAGGUGGAAGAAAAAUUAAAAAAAACUAUAAUGUGUUUGUCUACAAACGCCGGUUACUGCAUUCGUAGUUGACGUGUCUUUCUGUUUUCAUUAUUAAUUAUCGAAUAUUAUUUCGUGUACUAUUUGAUUCAUUGUAGCAGGUGAGCGAAUUAAGGUAGUCAUGAGGGAAAAGCUUGAUACCGUUUGUGGCGGCACUGAUUAGUUUCAAGUCUUAUGCACUUAAGCUUUGAUUAUUGUAGACUUCUUUUCGUUUUUCGUUCUUUAUAAAUCAGUAAUUAACACUCUGUUGAUCGUCACCUAUAUGUAAUGUUUCACGGUAAUCGGUUCAUUCAAUCAGGGUGCAUAAAUUGUCCGUAGAAAGAGUUGAACUCAUCUUGUAUGUAGGGUUUUUUAUAUUAACAUUUUAAAGAGAUAAUCCAAUUGCCUGGAUUCUAUCAUGUUCUCAUUGAGUAGAGAGUCCUAAGUCCACAUCCUAUCUAGAGGGGCAUAUACAAAUAAAAAAUACAUUCCCAUUUAGACGACUGGUUCAAUUGAAGAUCGUAGCCUUCGCAAUAUGCUCCAAUGCACUCGAAUUUUUUAGUACAUCCCUUUUUUAAUUUACAUUCUACUGCCAAUACUAUUGGCUUUAUUUUUUUCCACCUCGAAAACGAUUACCAUUCAAGGUGGCCUGCUAUUGAAAUUUCAACUUUCGUGAAGUCAUAUACAGUGCCCAUGUACCAUGUACGGAUAGGAUGCAUUAGAAUUAAAGCAUACUUAUAAGGAAUACGUCUAAGUGGAGUUUAAUCUUUUUGAAAGGCCCUAAAUAUAAGCUAGAUAUUACAUACGUAAAGGAAUCUUGCGAUGCAUAGCCAAACGAUUAGAGCACUCCACAUAUUUGUUUAAGUCUUGUUUAAUUUUCGUUUAUUCUACAAUCCAGUAAAGCAUGUACAUUAGGUCUUAUGGAACUGACAAGCGAUGAAGUUCAAUACGAUGGGUGAAUGUACGAUAUGUGAUGUCUACGUUGGCCUGCUCUAUUUAAUGCACGCGCCAGCAACACAUCUUAUUAAGGAUACAAUAAUAAUAGUAAAAAAAAUUCUCAAUCUGUUAAAAAUUCGAGGGCAAUUAGGUUCCUUUUUCUACGCACAAAAGUUUACUCAUUUUUGGCUUGAGCUUCGUAGGCGAUAGUGACUGGAAUAUGGAGAAAUGUCAAAAUACUGGUGAAUAUGUGUGCGUUG